UGAUUUAGCCCCUAUCGUUCUUCGAUUGCCCGAGACGAGACAUAACACCCUCUCGCCGAUAAAUCCGAUAUAGAAACGUGUUGGGCUUUUAAAUUAUAUAGAUUACAUCGGGAUUUUUGUAAUGGGUAACGUGCUAGCGGCUUCCUCUGGCGCCAGUGGCGGUGGCGCCUCAAAUCUUGGCCUCGGUCUCCCGGAACCGGCACCAUUGCCCACAGAUUCCGGAUCGCCGUCCGGAUCUUCUUCGUCCGCCGCAGGCUCGAACUCGUUUGCCGCUUCCAAAGAUGCCCCAUUGGAGAAUCCGGGCACCGUUGAGGAGCUCCACAAAAAGUGCAAAGAUAUCCAGGCCACCACUUUCGAGGGCGCCAAGAUUAUGCUGAACAAAGGUCUGAGCAACCACUUCCAGGUGUCGCACACCAUCAAUAUGAGCAAUGUGGUACCAAGUGGAUAUCGUUUUGGAGCCACCUAUGUUGGCACCAAGCAAUAUAGCCCCACGGAGGCAUUCCCUGUGCUACUGGGCGACAUCGAUCCGUCGGGUAACCUCAACGCCAACGUCAUUCAUCAAUUCUCCGCCCGGCUGCGUUGCAAGUUUGCCUCGCAGAUCCAGGACUCUAAGAUGGUGGCCUCGCAACUGACGACCGAUUAUCGCGGCAGUGAUUACACUGCUUCGCUGACGGUGGCCAAUCCCAGUAUAUUCACCAACUCCGGCGUGGUCGUUGGCCAAUAUCUGCAGUCAGUCACUCCAGCCAUCGCCCUGGGUGCCGAAUUGGCCUACCAAUUCGGUCCGAAUGUUCCCGGCCGUCAGAUAGCUCUUGUAUCUGCCGUUGGCCGCUACACGGCUGGAAAUUCGGUUUGGUCGGGGACCCUGGGUCAGAGCGGUCUGCAUGUGUGCUACUACCAGAAGGCCAGCGAACAGCUGCAGAUUGGUGUGGAGGUGGAGACCAGCUUGCGCAUGCAGGAGUCUGUGGCCACUAUAGCCUAUCAGAUUGAUUUGCCCAAGGCAGAUCUGGUCUUCAGAGGCGGAAUUGAUUCCAACUGGCACAUCUCCGGAGUUUUGGAAAAGCGUCUGAAUCCAUUGCCAUUUACGCUAGCCCUAAGCGGACGCAUGAACCACGUCAAGAACAACUUUAGACUGGGUUGCGGGCUGAUGAUCGGUUAAGCCGGUUAUUUUGGGCAAACGCCAAUCCUUUCUUCAGCCUCAGACCCCAAGCACACACACACAUACAUUCAUUGUAACUUUUCACAUCAUCCGCUAACAACAAGAACAACAACAACAAACAAAGAGAUUUAUAAAUCGGCUAACAAACGUUUUUUAUGAUGAUCUGUCGUUUGUGAGUAUAAAAACAUAAUAAUCUGCAUUGAUAAAAGAAAAAAAGCGACCAGAAGUGAUCUGGGAUCCUAUCCUAUGGUAUAGCUUUUAUUCUUUAAUCCAAUAUGUUACCAGUGUGCCACUGUUCCUCGUCCGUUGUUAAUUCCCCCCUAUUUUCCCCACUGACAGAGUCAUAAACGCGGAGUUCAAAAUACGAGAAAGAAAAAUAUUCCACAAUUAUUGUACAUUUUUUUCCCUCAAAACACACAAACCAACAUACAACACACACACACAUCUUAAACUACAAACAGAAACUGUCCUUGUACAUUUUAAGUUGCUUCCUAAACGUACGCAUUUAUUUAGAACAACCAUUCAAUUUUCCGAAAACAAACAUAAAAAACAAUUUAAUAAAUAUAUAAAAUUAACAAGCAGAGACAAAUAAUAAAUGCGUAUGAAAUGUAUGUUACAAGCUAUCAAAUUGGUAACAAACUGCUUUAAGUUUAUAAUUUAUAAAUUUACAAUUAGUUCUAAUAACAAAUACGUUGUUAAACCAACCUUUAACCUUUAUGGCGUGAAUGAAUUAUGCAAAAUUCAAACCGAAAGAGAGAUGGCGCCGAAAUGUUGUGAGGGGAAAUAAAACCAAACAAAUAUAACUCCUAAAAAACACUUUUAUAAAACCCAAACAAUAUGUUAAACAUGUGAAAUAAUUAACAUACAUUGUAAUUUACCUGUUCCCAAGCCGAGAACCUUAAAAAUCACAAAAACAAAAAACAGAUUAUAAAUAGGUUUUAGAAAAAAAAUAAACAAUUUAAA
Molecule: messenger RNA, 2119 nt
Organism: Drosophila eugracilis
Lineage: Eukaryota; Metazoa; Arthropoda; Insecta; Diptera; Drosophilidae
Gene: Tom40
Product: mitochondrial import receptor subunit TOM40 homolog 1
Exons: 4
Coding region: 122-1156 (344 amino acids)
Biological process (GO): protein import into mitochondrial matrix
Cellular component (GO): mitochondrial outer membrane; mitochondrial outer membrane translocase complex
Molecular function (GO): transmembrane protein transporter activity
Source: RefSeq, a predicted model, not a curated record